Messenger RNA from Fimicolochytrium jonesii, 1780 nucleotides. Its product is annotated as RNA polymerase III subunit RPC82 helix-turn-helix domain-containing protein. Gene Ontology annotation, biological process: DNA-templated transcription. The coding region runs from base 157 to 1731 and encodes 524 amino acids. The record is from RefSeq and is a predicted model, not a curated record. Gene Ontology annotation, molecular function: single-stranded DNA binding. Gene Ontology annotation, cellular component: RNA polymerase III complex. Lineage: Eukaryota; Fungi; Chytridiomycota; Chytridiomycetes; Spizellomycetales; Powellomycetaceae. The transcript is spliced from 5 exons.
GUUCGAAUUUGGCCUGGUUCGGUUUGCACUUUGCGGGAUGCGGGAGCAACCCACCAGGAAUACCCACUAGGACGUGCAGUUGGUCGUCGUGACUGUGGCAUAUUCCCAGAAGCAGAGCAGCUGUUGUCCUAGUCAUAUUCAGCCUACAAAGCCACAAUGCCAGCAGCGAAACUUCGUCUGUGCAGAGCCAUCUUGAAGGAGCAUUUUGGGCCCAUAGUGGAGAAAGUAGGUUAUGCUCUUCUUGAGCGGGGCCGAAGUCCCUUGUCUAUCCUCAUUCGCAGAACCGAGCUGCCAGCGUCGAAAGUCCGAGAGGCACUGUUUGUGCUCAUACAACAUGGCAUAGUUACCUAUGCCGAGACACCGGAGGGCGCACGGAUGGUGGUGUAUUACCAAGCAGAAGCCCGCAGCAUCAUUGUGAGAGACAGGAUUCCAAUCUAUCUGCAGAUUGUCAGGAAACGCUGUGGAGAAGACGCCGAGAGAAUGCUCUGCGAGACAUUAUGGCACGGCCGGGCAAACUAUGAUCAUCUGAUAGACAAAGCGAGAGCACCAGGCGUCUCGCAUGACCAGCUUGCCGAAGCAUUCAGUAAAUUGACGGACAUGCGCGUGUUGGUCGCAUGCACACCGGAAGGUAGUCUAUCAAUCGAUGAUAGGCGGAUGACGGAAGAAGCACAAGAAGUCGCACGACGUGGUGGCCUCCCUCUGACCGCAACGGAAAUGACAAAGCUGCGGAAAGAACUGGCCCUCAAGCGGGAUGCGCAAUACGACGACAAAGUAGAAACGGGAUCGAAGCGGAAGGUGGUUUUGGACCUGGAUGAGGUCGCCAAUAAGCGAUUGGCGAAAGAUGAGAAAAGCGAGGAGAAGGAUACCAAGUACUAUCGCGCAAAUCUGGACAAGCUGCAUGUAUUCCUACGGAACGAGGAAAUCGCUCUGCUCGUCGAACGACGGAUGAAUAAAGGGGCGGGCGAGGUCGUCAAGAAGCUCUUGACUGCAUCAGAGAACAAGAUGCGACAGUGCAGAGAAGAGGAGAAGUCGGAGCCAGUUAGUCAGAUCAUGCUGUCUUCGCUUCUCGAUCCUUCCAUACCGCUGCUUGUCGAUGGCCGUAGCGGUGCAAGUGCUACGAGGGAAUACCUCGAUGCGCUGACGCAGGAUGACACUCAACUCAUCAAGAAAGCGUCUGAAGGAGGUGGGGGGCAGUACACCGUGAACCUGAAACAAGCGGGCAUAGAGUUGCGAUCGCGCUGCAUGGAGUCGAUUGUACAGGAGAAGUUUGGGGAUACAGCGAAGAGGGUCUGGCGCAUUCUCCUAGCUAUGAACAAGUUAAACGAGACUCAGGUUUCAAAGAUGGCCCUCAUCCCGCUCAAGAUGGCUCGUCAUUGUCUAUACGCUCUCAUGAACGCCGGCCUUGCCUUCAUUCAGGACGUUCCGAAGACCGUCGACCAUUCCGCAGCACGCACAUUCUUCCUUUGGUAUGUCUCCAUACCAAAAAGCACCAGGAUCCUGCAGCAGAACACGUAUCGCACGCUGUGGAAUGUGAAGGAGAGGAGGGAGAAAGAGAGGGAUGCUCGGGCGCUUCUCAUUCAGAAGAUGGAACGCUCGGAUAUCGUUUCUGGGGAGGCUCAGUUGAGCGAGGCUGAACUCAUCAACGUAGAUCACCUGAACAGGGUAGUGAGUCAACUGGUGAUGACAGAAUCGAGACUGUCGCGGCUGUUGAUGGUGUUAGAGGAAUUCUGAAGGCAACAUGUACAUACAUGUAUAUCAAAAUCCACGCAAGUACGGCAAU